Knipowitschia caucasica is the source of this 1359-nucleotide messenger RNA. NCBI's taxonomy places the organism in Eukaryota, Metazoa, Chordata, Actinopteri, Gobiiformes, Gobiidae. The record is from the annotation of a GenBank genome assembly.
AUGCCAAACGUGAGGACCUUCAGGAAACCGAGGACAGCGCACAGACCCUCCCCAACACAAGGCUCUCGGAACUUCAUUGAAAAUUUACCUCCAGAGAUCCUCAUGAAGAUCCUGUCAUACCUCGAUAUCGCUGCACUUUACACACUGAGCCACGUCAGCAGUCGCUUCUACAAACUGGCCAGUGACAAUUCUAUGUGGCAUAAGAUCUUCCAGGAGGAAUUCUGUAAUAAAGGCCGAAAGUCUAAGUAUAUGCGGACACUGUUGGAGCAGACUGCUGGUCUCGAGGAUUUGGGUGUUGGUCAUUGGAAGAGGCUGUAUUUCAAAGCAGGGGCUGAAACUGACAUGCAAAAGUGGAGAAAAAAGUUACACCCUGUCAGCCUUCAUACUGGUCUGCCUCAGAGUACAGGAAAAGUACUACGUGAGCUUGCUGUCACCUGGGAGCUGAUUGUGGUAGAACCGUCCAAACAGCAGAGGACAUUGGACUUGAACUUGAUCUCGCUCAUGUCUUCUAAGAGCUCUGUGACGUUGUGUUGUGCCGGCCCUUUCCCUGACUUCCAGCAAAUCUCUGCUCUUCAGCUCGUGGGUAUCCGGAAAAUAGCCUUCCGUCGCACUGGCCUAGAACAACCAGCACAGAGAUCCCUGAUGAUGAAUAUAGACAUGGCCGCUGUUUCCAAAAGCACUCAGCACAUCGGUCAAGACAAACUAGUGGAACUGAAGCUUUUACAGUCUGAUGUUGUUGUGGGCCUCUGGAAAGACCAGCGCUCCAUUGCCUUCGUCAUGUUUACUCUUCACAAGAACCAGCUGCUGGAGAGGUGCACCCAGGGGUCGUCAGUCCGUCCUGUCGGUGAACCUGCGACCAAGAAUAUUCCAUUCUAUAUGAAUUCAGAUUUUUAUCUCCAUGGCUACCAACUACACAUCAGUUUACAUAACAGCGAGAGCACGCUUUUGUCUGAGAAGUUCAAUGACCUAUUCUUCCGCGGAGGUACGAUUCAGGACGGGCAACUUAACAUGGAUGUCAUUAACCACAGGUCCACAAAAUACUGUUUGUCUGAAAGUGUGUCCCUCCCCUGGACGGCAGAUGUUCUGGAUGGAGUUGUGCAGGAUUGCUGCUUCAUGACAUUCACUUUAUGGCAAAAAUUGGGGAACCCUCUGUGGUGUGUCAGCGCCGUAGUUUGUCUAAAGCCAGAUCAGUCGGCUCACGUUGACUACGACUACACAGGGGACCAUUUCACCAUCCACUUCAGGGACGAGGUGGGCCAAGUGAACUUUCAUCUUGUCCAUGAUGCAGAGCGAGAUUCUUAUGUAGUCACUGGAUUAGACUUAAGUAUCUCUACCGCUGAGAUCAACUCCCAUUUUUGA